Racocetra persica is the source of this 281-nucleotide messenger RNA. The record is from the annotation of a GenBank genome assembly. Lineage: Eukaryota; Fungi; Glomeromycota; Glomeromycetes; Diversisporales; Gigasporaceae.
AUGAACACUAAUCCUUAUACUAUAAACAAACCACCACUUUCACAAGAAAUUUCAUCUUCUCUCUGUGAGUCUGCUAGUAGAUGUUUGUGUUAUGGGGAUGUUUUCAUGGAAUAUGGAGAAUCAGACCAGAAUAGAUUGGUUGCACUUAUGUUUAAUAACCUAUCCAACAAAGAAUAUGAACUUAGAUUAAACCGUACCAAUGCAGGAUCAAAAUCAAGACCUGACCUGUUAUGUAUAGUUAAUGAUGUGUCAAUCUUAAAUUCAGAAUUUAAGCCUCUUGG